AUGUCGUCUAACAAGAAACGAAGAAUUGAUGAAAAGCCUCCAAUGAGCGCUCUCAGUGCCCUGCAAGCUCGACUACGAGAAGGUGCAGCAUCCCCCGCAUCAACGAUGGAAACUGGUUCAGAGUCCGAUGAGAAGUCAGCGACCACCAGUGUCAACCGCUUUGACGCUCUUCGGAAGAAUAGUAGUCAAAAUACUGCUCCAAAAUCUCCCAAGAAGAGUGCGGUGAAUCAAUAUCUACAACGCGGAGCAGGAUCACCAGCCAGUCGUUCAAGAGGCGUUGCAAUAGCAAGUGAGAGUACAAACACUCCUAAUCCCGAGUUGGUCGGAGCUUCUCAGACACUGGUCCGAGAGUAUACAUCAUUCCGCCUCUCAGAGCAAAACCAUCGAUUCAAGACAGGAGGUGUCAUGGAAUUAAAACUAUCAAAUAGUGCGCGUAUACUGGUUUUUGGGAGUUUUGGGAUUCGGGUUAUCCAAGGUGAAGUGAGGCUGGCUGGUGCUACUCUCUACCCCUCAGAAAUGAUUGAAUGGGUUCAUGCUCCCCACUGCCAUGCAGUUCCUGUGAUACGGACUACGGAAAAGACAAAAUUGGAACUUCACCCUGAUAGUAAUGCUCGUGGCAUACGCCAGUUGGGUCGGCUGUCACCCCUAUUCAGAAAAAUAUGGAAUGAGCCACCCGAGACAAAUUCUUCCAAGGCAACAAAAGACUCUACCUUUGAGAUUAUUUAUACCCCUAAAGAUGCCCCUAAGAAAUGCAUCAUCCAGGAAUUGGUCUCACCACCUGAGUGGAACAAGAAGUUAUCUUCACUUGUAGUGACGAGCCGAAAGAAACCUUCACUGUCAACACUGAUAUGUGGACCUAAAUCUGCUGGGAAAUCUACUUUCUCACGGUUGUUCCUGAAUGGCCUGUUGACGGAUCGAUCCCAAAAGCAGGGCGCUCGCAGUGUCGUGGUACUCGACCUCGAUCCAGGCCAACCAGAAUACGCACCACCGGGGACUUUGUCACUCGUUUGUGUAACAAAACCCAACCUCGGCACACCAUUCACACAUCCUAGUCUCAAAAACUCUGCUUUUACGGUUGUCCGCAGUCACUCAAUGGCCUCGGUCACCCCAGCUCCAAACCCCGACCUCUAUCUGGCUUGUGCGACAGAUCUGUUUGAUACCUACUCAAAGCACUACGCUGAAGUCCCUCUCCUUGUCAACACCCCCGGGUGGAUUCAAGGAACUGGAUUGGGUCUACUCUCUAGUUUGAUAGAGAAAAUCAAGCCCCAGGAGGUUGUGUAUAUGUCAGAAGCAGGCCCGUCCGAGACAGUCGACGCUUUGCGUACAGCAACGAAACUCGCAUUUACAGAGCUUCCAUCUCAGUCAUCUGAGUUUACACCAAGAACAGCAGCUCAUCUCAGAGCGAUGCAGAUCAUGUCUUACUUCCACUCGCAAAAUGCUGCGCCAAAGACUCCAAACUUGCCCGAUAUACCACCGAGGUUGAAGUGGAACGUCUCGCCACUCUCCUUGAGACCGCCCUUACUUGUGCAAUAUUCUUCGUCGAAACGAGGCAUAUUGGGACUCUUGUCAUAUGACUACCAGUGCUCUCCAGAAUUACUGGCUGAUACAGUGAAUGGGCAGGUGCUGGCUGCAGUCGAGAUAGAGGACCCAAAAGCAUUCUCCAAUUUUCCGCACGAAGGAGCAUCGCCACUGCCGGUAUCAAGGAGUCCAGAAAAUAUCCCAUUCAUUCCCAACUACGAUGAUGCAGCCUUAGAUCCCUGCUAUUCCCGGACUAUUGGGCUGGUGCUUUUACGCGGCAUCGACACGAAAUCAGAGACUCUCCAGCUUCUCACCCCAAUCCCGCUUGAAGAAUUCAGGAGUAUUAAGUCGAAAGGAAGGGGUAUCGUGCUUCUUCACGGCAAGUUUGAUACCCCGAAUUGGGCUUACACGGAGGAACUGUAUGAGAAAGCGGGGAUUGACGAGGGAAACGACAUGAUGCUUGAAGUUACCGAUGAGGACACAGAUGAUGAUCAUUCAGAAGAUGAGCCAGAGGGGGCCAAUGGAGUCAGUGACCUAACCCAAGUCCCUUGGGUUGAGGUCUUGAACGGGAGUCAAAGGCGGCCCGUUGGUUCACGAGUUUGGCGGGUCCGAAGAGACCUAGGGCGCAACAACGGGGACUAG
Fusarium poae is the source of this 2160-nucleotide messenger RNA. It is a transcript of the gene GRC3, whose product is annotated as Polynucleotide 5'-hydroxyl-kinase grc3. The record is from RefSeq and is a predicted model, not a curated record. Gene Ontology annotation, biological process: cleavage in ITS2 between 5.8S rRNA and LSU-rRNA of tricistronic rRNA transcript (SSU-rRNA, 5.8S rRNA, LSU-rRNA). The coding region runs from base 1 to 2160 and encodes 719 amino acids. The transcript is spliced from 5 exons. Gene Ontology annotation, molecular function: polynucleotide 5'-hydroxyl-kinase activity. NCBI's taxonomy places the organism in Eukaryota, Fungi, Ascomycota, Sordariomycetes, Hypocreales, Nectriaceae. Gene Ontology annotation, cellular component: nucleus.